Messenger RNA from Penicillium brasilianum, 2676 nucleotides. The record is from the annotation of a GenBank genome assembly. NCBI's taxonomy places the organism in Eukaryota, Fungi, Ascomycota, Eurotiomycetes, Eurotiales, Aspergillaceae.
AUGGAGCCAAAGCAGGAAGACACCAAGGGCGACUUGGGUGGAAGCUCCACUGGGUUAGCUUCACCUCCUCUUGAGACUAGAAUGCUCAAAAUGGAGGAGAACCAGGCCGAAAACAAAGGAAUUGAUAACCCUCGGCUUCAGGAUAGCCUGCAAGCUGUGAUACUUCAGCUUCAAGCGCUUGCGACCAUUAUGGGACGUUCACACCUUGCACAGAACCCUAGCACAAACCUUUAUCGGCUUCGGAAAGGCGUUCUAAGAUUGAUCAACUUCCAAAACCCGGAAACACGAAUUGUUGGCCUUGUUGGCAACACUGGCGUCGGAAAAAGCUCCGUCAUCAAUUCGAUCCUCGGUGGUAACAGCCUUGCUCGAACGAACGACGACAUUGACGCAUGUACAUGCGUCAUAGUCGAGUAUCAUGGCGUUGAUGAGAAGCAUCGUCAACCAUAUACGGUCGAAGUUGACUAUAUGGAUCGCAAGGAAAUGAGGGAAUACCUCGAGCACCAUCUAAGGAGCUACCGCCAAUGGUAUUUUGAACUCGAGAGGCCCAAAAUGACCCGUAUAAAGGACGAAGACUGGAUUCCAGCAGACGAUGCAGAUGAUUUGAAUGGCUCCGAGGACGGAGAUGAGGUCAAACUCACGUCGAACGAAAUCGUUAACCUACAGAAGGCUCAGCAAUCUACGCAGGAAGCUUUCAAAGCUCUGUUCAAAGGGUCCGAUGAGCCCACUCUGAAAGACCUUGUCCGAGAUGACAGCCACGAGGCAGAAAGCGAAAUUCUCGACACGUUAAUGGCGAAGGCCAUACGGGGACUAGCCAAUCGCCCGGGUGGUGAAGAGGCCAUUCUAUACACAGAGGCUUCGGAUGGCGUUCAAGAAUGCAGAGAGCUUCUUGAUCUACUGACCACCGAUUCUCGAGGCGAUACGCCCGCUGUUUGGCCUUUCAUCAAGCUGAUAAGGGUUUAUCUGGAUGCUCCUAUCUUGCAGAACGGUCUGGUGUUGGCAGAUAUGCCCGGUCUGCGAGACUUGAACUAUGCGAGACAAGAAGCGACAGAAAGAUAUAUUAAAAAGCAAUGCCACGUUCUCGGAUUUGUGACCAGGAUCUCCCGAUGCCUUACCGAUGAGACGAUCGAAGAGAUUAAUUGGAAAACAUGGACCGAGUUACCUGCAAUUGUGAUCGCAACCAGAGCAGAUGAGGUCGGAGGCACCGGAAGUGACAGAGGCGAUCCGAUUAUUGAUCAAGUCUUGCGAGAUCUGGACGUUCGCAUUAAGCAGGUAAAGGACGAAGCCGCAAGAGCUUGCUCAUCAAUGCGGAAGGCCCAGGGUUUUGAAAAGGGAGACCUGGCUGAGAAAUGGGACGAUUUGAAAAAAGAGGAAGGAAAUCUCGAAUUUUUAAAGAAAAAAGCCCAGGUCGACUAUCGAAACAGCAAGACAACUACUGGAAUGGCCGUAAUGCCCUCUCGCAAAGACAUGAAGGUCUUUUGCGUUGGGAAUAAUGACUACCUGACGAACUGCAAUGGCGACAGUGAACAGGAACAGGCGUAUGUUGAGCUGAGUGGAAUCCCGCAACUGCGAGCCUACUGCCAAUCCAUUCCUGCAGAGGCUCAGAUGCGCCAACUCGCCACAUUCUUCCGGCUCAACGUUCCGUCGGCCAUUGCCUCUGUCACGCUGUGGGCGAGCGGGGCUUUCGAUGGCGAGCAAAAAGCGAAAGCGACCGACAUCUCUGAAUUGCUUGGAAAGGUGGAAGUCGACUUGGUUUCACACUUCAAGUCUAAUCAUGGCGGACUUGUCGGGAGCACUCGUGCAGAGCUUCAGCGUCUAUUCGAACGUCGUAUUGGCGGCGUUAUCGAUGCAUUUCGUUCUGAGUGGGAAGCCAGGUGCACUGAGCUUUGCAGCGAAUGGGUGCAAUGGCCUUGUGGAUCAUUUGCAGCCGCGUGUCGCAAGCAUGGGGUACAUUCAACCCAGACGUACGGCGAUUGCAAUUGGAAUGUGCAGUUGAUCGAGCCCACAUGCGAGAAGGUGAACGAUGCAUGGGAUGAAUUCAUGCAUUGUUUGAAGCAACAGCAGGAUGGCAUUGCCAAGGAAAUCACCGAAAAGAUUCAGCAGAUUUGUGCACCUCUUCAAAGAGACCCCGGCUUGACCCAUAGUUCCAGAACCGGCCUUCUUAAAAGCAUGCAGUUCCGCGAGGCGAUGAUAAUCGAUGUGUUUCACCGGACCUUUGAGGAAGCUUUCAGAGAAGCAAAGAUUGUCAAGGACAAUAUGAUCAACUUCAAGAAAAACAGAACUGCGAUCAUCACGAAGUACAUGCUAUCUGCUUAUCAAUUCGCCAAUUCGCAAAGAGGCAAGGGAUGUGACUCGAGGCGCAAAAGGCACAUGGAAGACCAUAUAAAACCGGGAAGCUCAAACAACAGUGGCGUGAUCGGCAACUACAAGGUUCUUUCCCAAAAUUCAUGGUCGCAUGCGCUCAAGUCGCAUUUCAAAAGGCUUAAGCAAAAGGUUGCUGAGGUGGUGGACCAACAGGUACUUGACUUGCAAGGAGUGGCUGCCGAGCAAGGAAAGAUGCCAGAAGCCUUCGGUGACACUAAAACGGCUGGGGAAGUUAUGGAACAGCUGAAAGUGAUUGAGGGGACGCUCAAUCACGCCCAAGAAAGCCUGCGGGAAAUCGCGAGCAACCGGAAGUGA